Messenger RNA from Mizuhopecten yessoensis (Yesso scallop), 4356 nucleotides. RefSeq lists its product as uncharacterized. NCBI's taxonomy places the organism in Eukaryota, Metazoa, Mollusca, Bivalvia, Pectinida, Pectinidae. The transcript is spliced from 3 exons. The record is from RefSeq and is a predicted model, not a curated record. The coding region runs from base 353 to 925 and encodes 190 amino acids.
UGCUUUCCGAUGUCACGUGAUAGAUAAGCAAGUCAGUGUCGGAACCUUUAACGUAACCGACUUUGAGUAAAUACGGGACAGUCCUCAUGCAUACAGGUAGCUAAAUCUCAAGUGAUUUAGUGUCCAUGUUAGCAUCCGGAGGUCUUCAAGUAUCAUCACUGUUACAACUACAUAAAGUGAAAGGGGGUCUAUUGAAGACUUCGUGGAUAGACGUGAAGAAAAGCAAGAUAUUGGACACUUUAACUACAGUUGCAUAAUGCUUAGGGAGUAAUUUCAGUUCUUUUAACAAACAAGUGAAUUAACAGAAUAUUGUGGACGCUAUAUCGUUUUGAACUUGAAUACAUGUUUCUUGAUGAUUGUAUCAUCAUUGCUGAAAGGCCAGCAGCAUAAUCUGACAGAAUACCACAAUAACUCUUAUUGGGAUAAGGUUUCAUUUUCGAAGUUACCCAUGAAGGUUGUUACUGUACAAAGUGCCGUGGAGCGGCAUCCGUCGGAGACAAACUUCGACAUGUUCACGACCAACGACCAGCCGGAGCUGAAGUUAGAGGAACUCCAGAGCGUUUUGGUUUCGGACGAAAACGGACCAAUUCCCAUGGAGGCAGACCGGAAGUCGAGAUCAGCGAAAGAGGCCAUCUCUGGUGCUGUGGGAGGGAUUCGAGAUGAUUCCAGGAGGUUGUAUAAGUUUGUAAAAAAGCACAUUCAUUUGCGGAGAAAGGAAAAGUUCACCGCAGUGAAAAAUAUUCAUAUCGAACCGGAAUACGAUGAAACCACGUGGGCGCGAAGAUCCGCAAGCAGCGCCGCCUCGCGGUCAAGUGUUGAUUCAGCCUUAUCAACGGACAGUAACACGAGUAGCAUACGGGACAGUAGUUUGGAAAUAGUGCAUGACAUGGAGAAUGACUUUGGACUGGAAAUAAUUAACACGUGAAACAUGAUAAUAUCUGUUUUAACAACUGGUUACUUGGUGCUACAAGGACACAAACAAUUGGAGACAAAUUGAAAUGUAAAGAAUGCAGCUCCUUAUCUUUUUUCUCGUGAGCGAGGAAAAUGACGUCAUUGGUCUCGAUGACAGAGACUUAAUUAUUUAAAACAGAAGACUGAUUCGGUCAAAAACUUUCAGAAUAUGAAAGGAAAACCAGAAGUAACAUUAAUGAAUUUAACAUAAUAGUUCCAGUUUUUUUACCGGAAGUAGGAACUGAGUGUAGAAGUAUGUAAAAGAGUGCGGCAUGUCGACUACAGUGUGUUUCUUAAUUUAGUUGUUGUCGUUCCUUUCAAAUAUGUGGCAAGAGAAAAGAUCCUACUGUGUAUCCAGUCUUUCUCCUGUAGCGCUACAUGUGUAAUGUGCGGGCGGGCACCAAACCAGCCAUUCACCACACUUGAUGUUGCUGCACUAGUUAGCGCGUCCCAGAGUUAUACCACAACUCUUGAAAGCUAGCUUGUAGGUCAGGUAGUUUUCUCCCCACAUCUGGUAAAAGGUUAUGCAAUAUCUUGAUUUCGAGAUUCCAAAUUAUGUUUUCAAACCAUGUGCCGAACUAAUGAAAAUUCGUUAUAUCUGCACUAUGAUCGUCAUGUAGUUCUAUACAGAAGGUUAUCUACAACAGGGAAACAACUCACGAUACAAUAUCAUGCAUUUUCAGAUCGAUUUGAAAUGAAAUGGAAAACAAGGAAAGUAUAAAAUUGAUAAUUAUUUAAAUUGAUAAAUAGUUUUAAUCAUAAAGAGAUACAAGGGAGAUAAUUACAGCAUAGCGGAGAAAGAGAGCGAGAGACCGAGCUUCUUAUCCUCAGUCAUAGUGAGCAUAUUUUAUAAUCAGACUCAAAUUCACUAGGUACACAAUUAUCAAUUAUGUUUGAAUGUUUUCUCCAUAAUACCUUAAUUUAUCUAUUAAUUGUGUAUGGAAUAGAUGUUACUGGUUUUAGUCAAUGACGCCAGUAAAACUGUCUUUCUUUCCAUCUUUAAUGUAUGACAAAAAAAAACUUCGUCUGCGGGGAAAGAUUUAUCAUUCCAAACCCAAGGCUUUCCAAGGGUUUGGUUCUCAUGAGGCUGUCCACGGAUGUUGGCAUUUUUGUCAUACCCGUAAUGUAGGGAAGGAUUCAUCUAAGACACCGCGUGCGCUUUAAGAAUUUCGUAAUAGAUAUGAAAUGCCAAAACUGCAUUAGAACCGGCCUAACAUGGCGACUCGGUGAAACGACAUUCUUACUUCGGUAACUGUCCAACUGAAAUAUAACAUCCUCUGGUUAAGUUUAAGUGACGAGUGACGUCAUUCAACUGUUUAAAUUCAUCAUCUCAUGAAAACUAGUACAUUAUAGGCUUAGAACAAGAUAAAGAUAGGGCAGAAAAAUAAUCAGGGUUUCGUAUAUUUUUACUGACAUGUUCAUUCAUCCAUGUCUCACGUCACACCUUGAGGAUAGCUUUGGUCUUUGGAUUUUUGUAACUUAUACUACGAUAGAAAGAGCUAAACAGGAAAUAGAAGUUUCAUACAUUUAUACAAUUUCUCAUGUUAAUUAUGGUAUCCGUUUUAAGUAUAUGUAUGGAUAAUGUGUAUGUGUUAACCGAUACAAAUGGACAAAUCGGAAAAAGAAGUUUGUUAUUGGUUUUUUGAAAGAAGGAAUAAUAGAACUGAGUGGGUCCAAAGACCAAAGUAUCAAUAUCCACGAUACAUUUAAUAUUGUUAAUAAACCCAAUUGCUCAUGACACUUAAUUUAUUACCAUAUACCACCGUUUGCUGUGAUUGGAAGUGUGGUGUCAUAUUCCCUAGAAAAAAACGUAUAUUUUUUAUUCAUAAUUCAAACGUGCAAUAACUUAUCAUUUAUUUCCAUUGUAAUUAUACUAGUGUUAAUUGUUUCUGUUUUAAUAUGUAUAUACUAUGUAUAUAUAGCAAACUGUGAUGUUUCAUAUAAUCUAUACUGCCGUGAUUUACGCUUAACAUUGUGAUUCAGAAAUUUAUAAGAGGAAGCGAGUUACCUCCCCUUUUUGUUUUGUUUAUUUUUCUCACGUUGUUCACGAUACACGGUUGUCCAAAGUAAAUCUAAAGAUCCACCUUCGUGUGACACCAUGAUCCGGAACAUGGACUUUUAUCAUCCGAUUUUAGUAUUAUUGUGCUUAACUUUUAUUUUUUUGUGUUUUUGUAGUCAAUAAAAAUUGUUGAGCAAAUAUUUUGCAAAUAAUCAAGCAUGUUACAAUUUUUAUUUUUAAACAAAAUUUGUAUUACCCUUGAUAUGAGAGAAUUUACAGUCAUUCUUAAUUAAGAAAUCUGCAUAGAUUAAUAUACUUUUUCAAAAACAUUGAAAUUGAUUAAUAUAAACUUACUUCUUAUCUGAAAUAUACGGCAUAUUUAUUUCUGCUUACGAUAAUAUUGCCAAUAAGAGAGUCUGUUUGCUCUAGAUAUCCUAUUUCAAAUGUAAAUAUGAGAGGCAAGGUAUUUUUUCUAUUUCCGUCAUUACAGGAAUAAAAAUGAACACUUCAAGCAUAAGUCAUUCAGGGAAAACCCAUGGUAUAUAAUAAAUUACAAUAUGCAUUGCCCUGGGAAGCUCCAACGUACACGUAGUACUUUAUACUUUUUAGACAUCAUAUUUUAUAUAAAAAAGCUAAAAUAUGAACUCUGUGUGCUGUAUCUGUCUUAAAAAGGAUUUUGGAAUAAAUAUCUGAUUGAGGGGUUUUUUUCAUUUACAAAUAUAUGAAGCAUUGUUUUCACGGCCUAAUGUUAUUUUUCUGAAAAUUUAGAGCAUGAAGAUUCUAAUUUUUGAAAAACAUAAUAAAGUAGCCACGUGUUUUUCCUGCUCCUUAUACACUGUUGUAAUGUUUUGAAUGAUAGUAAUGGAUAUUUAACACAUAAGUUAUUGAGGGAGGAGCUACAGUACUAUAAAAUCAUCAGUCAUUAUAGGGGCUUUUAUCUAUGCAAUUUCAUUAAUGUUGAAUACUAACGGCGAGUUAGCAACAUAUAGAUUUCUUUAUGUUUAAACAAUAUAUGUCGCUAUCAAACUGAUUUGUAUUAACGUAAUAAAUUCAUUAACCACUAUGUUAUUUGAAACAUUGAAAAUUGAGGACAUUUAAUCGGAUAUCUAAGCAGUGAAGUAAUUAACGACACUAUUUUAUUAAAAUAUCUGAAAUUCAAUUAAAAACAAUUGCUUCUUGUUUGACACUUUACAAUGUACAUCGUACGAGGUCCACCUAGGAGGAAGCAACAAGCUUUACUCAAGAGAGCGCUGAGUAUCCGGCUUCUCAAGCUGAUAUUGAAAAGUUUUUGCCAAAUACGUCAUUUUUUCAGCGAUUUCGGUUUCUUAUCUACUUGUAUUGGUUAAGAGGAUAGCAAAAUGUAUGAAUAAAUCUGCAACAUAUUUGAUUAUACUAUGAAUAAACAA